AUGAAGUCACAAAUUAUUAAUUCUUUAACGGCACUAUUUAAUAACGAAUUGAAAGAAAACUUACUAAAAUCAAGAAACAAAGAAGAGAUUACUAAUACCGUUUCGAAUCUUAUUAAAAACAAUAUAAAAGCUAUAACAUCAAAUACAUACAAAGUCGUCAUUGAGAUACUUCUUAACGAAAACAAAGGACAAGGCAUUAAUGUUAGUACAAGGCUUUUCUAUAACAAUCAGUCUGAUUUCUUUUUUAAAAAAUUCAUUGAGAAUGAAACACAUUAUUGUUUUAUAGUUGUUUAUCUAAUUCACGUAUAA
Plasmodium vinckei vinckei is the source of this 309-nucleotide messenger RNA. RefSeq names its product dynein light chain, putative. Gene Ontology annotation, cellular component: cytoplasm; cytoplasmic dynein complex. Gene Ontology annotation, molecular function: dynein intermediate chain binding. The transcript is spliced from 4 exons. Gene Ontology annotation, biological process: microtubule-based movement. Lineage: Eukaryota; Apicomplexa; Aconoidasida; Haemosporida; Plasmodiidae. The coding region runs from base 1 to 309 and encodes 102 amino acids. The record is from RefSeq and is a predicted model, not a curated record.